This is a messenger RNA of Paramecium tetraurelia, 621 nucleotides long. RefSeq lists its product as uncharacterized. NCBI's taxonomy places the organism in Eukaryota, Ciliophora, Oligohymenophorea, Peniculida, Parameciidae. The record is from RefSeq and is a predicted model, not a curated record. The transcript has a single exon.
AUGGGAAUUAAAUGCUCAUAACCUCAAAAAUCGAUAUCAGUAUUUUACACAUUAAACUCAUUUGAUGAAAAGGAAUAACAAAGCCACUAAGCUAGUCAAACUCUAAAUUAUAGCUUUCCCCAGAAGCAAAUUCUGGAGAGCAUUAAAACAAAAUUGUAAUUAUAGCAAGAGCAAAAUCUUCCUCAAUAACCAGAUGAUCCAGGAAGUCCAAUGCAGGCAUUAUCAGAAAAUACUUAGGAAGGUGGUGAAUUUACCAAGUUUAACAAUUCGUGUCCUACGACAACAAGAAUGAACAGGAGCAACUCAAAUUAAAUUUCUUUUUAACAUAAUAAGACGUCGAGUAUUAAAAAUAUACACUUUUCGCAAUCAAUUUUAAAUAAAAAAAAUAUUGAAGCGAAAAAAGGAAUAAUAAAAAAAAGUAGAUAUAAAAGUGAUUCUUAAUCUCCGAGCUCUAUAUAAACUAUCAAGUCUGUUAGAUUUUUAAUAACUGAACAGAUCAGACUGCAAGCAAAAUCAGUCAGAACCAAGAGCCUAUGUAGAAAGCCUUCGACUAGGCUAUUAAAUUCAUCCACUAUUUGUAGUAAUCGUGAUCAAUCUUUAUAUUACAAAGUUGUAUUCUGA